This is a messenger RNA of Planococcus citri (citrus mealybug), 706 nucleotides long. Its product is annotated as coiled-coil domain-containing protein 12. The coding region runs from base 161 to 556 and encodes 131 amino acids. The record is from RefSeq and is a predicted model, not a curated record. The transcript has 3 exons. Gene Ontology annotation, cellular component: post-mRNA release spliceosomal complex; U2-type spliceosomal complex. NCBI's taxonomy places the organism in Eukaryota, Metazoa, Arthropoda, Insecta, Hemiptera, Pseudococcidae.
GAUAACGUUAGAGAAAACUGCAAAAUUAUUGGAAAAAAAAUCGUAAAUUCUUCCCAGUUUGUUGAUUUUUCAAAAAUUUUGCAUUUUAUUUUCGUACGUAAGAACUUCAGUUAUGAUAUUUUUCUAUUAUUACUAAAUACCUAACUGUUUUUUCCCUGCAAUGGCCACCACCAACGGUGGCAUCGGAUAUGCCGAAGCUGAGGCUCUGAAAAGACGAGAACGAAUUCUCAAAUUGAGGAAAAAAGUUGAAGGAAAAUCAGAGGACGAAGAAAACAAAGAACCAGAUCCUGAACCUUCCAGUCUGCCAUCAAAUAAUGACGAUGAAACGCAAGAUCAAGAUACAGAUAGCACCGUUGAACCGCAAAAAAUUGAAAAUGAAAGGAUUAAGGAUUCAAUUUUGAAUGAAGAAUUGGAUUUGAACCAAUUAGCUCCUAGAAAAAUCGACUGGGAUUUGAAACGUGGUAUCGAGAGAAAAUUGGAAAUGCUACAGGAAGCGACUAAUAAUGCGAUCGCAGAAUUAAUUAGGGACGAGAUGGUUGAUGAUAUUCAAGUAUAAUUCAAGGAUUAGAAUCCAACUCCUGUCGUGAUUUAUGUGUGUAUGAUUUGUGCUUUUACAAUUGUAUAGUUUUGUAUUUAUUUUUAUCAUUUUUUUUUCAGAACAUCCAUCAUAGUAAAUAAUAUCGAAUAAAUUAUGUUACAUGUUCAA